AGCGAGCGAGAGAGCGAGAGAGAGCGCGAGAGAGAGAGCGCACUCCAGGUUGGCGCAGGCACCGGUCCGGGAGAACGGCGCGUUGUGCACAGCGGCAGCAUGGCUUCGUCUCACGGGAGAAGCGACACGCGCUUUGCUGACUGGAUGGCAAGUUUACCGCAGAGCAUGCACACUAUUCCGCUCACCAAUCUGGCCAUUCCCGGUUCCCAUGAUUCCUUCAGCUUCUACAUUGACGAGGCGUCCCCGGUCGGGCCCGAGCAGCCGGAGACGGUGCAGAACUUUGUUUCUGUUUUUGGCACGGUGGCCAAGAAGUUGAUGAGGAAGUGGUUAGCUACACAGACUUUGAACUUCACCAGCCAACUGCAGGCUGGGAUCCGCUUCUUUGACCUUCGCAUCUCCACCAAGCCCCGCGACCCCGACAACGAGCUGUUCUUCGCCCACGGGCUCUUCAGCGCCACGGUCCGAGAAGGUCUAGAGCAGAUCAGCGGUUUCCUGUCGGCUCACGCCAGAGAGGUUGUUUUCCUGGACUUCAACCACUUCUACGGCGUCCAGAACAUGCACCAUGAAAAAUUGGUGACCAUGUUAAAAGACGUGUUUGGGGACAAGCUCUGCCCCGUCGUCUUCGCUCAGGAGGUGUCUCUGCAGUACCUGUGGGAGAAGCAGUACCAGGUGCUUGUCUUCUACCACCACCCCAUGGCCCUGGAGGUGCCCUUCCUGUGGCCAGGGCAGAUGAUGCCUUCUCCCUGGGCCAACACCACCGACCCAGAGAAGCUGGUGCAGUUUCUCCAGGCAUCGGUCACUGACCGCAGGAGGAAGGGGACCUUCUUUGUCUCCCAGGUUGUUCUGACACCAAAGGCCAGCACGGUGAUGAAGGGCGUUGCCAGCGGACUGAGAGAGACAAUCACUGAAAGCUGCCACAGGCCUGAGGCGAUGCUUCUCAUCCGUCACUUACCUCUCGCUACAUCUCCCCUGCUCAGUUCUGGUUCAGGAUUCUCUCUUCAGGAUUUGCCCCCCUGCUUUGUCUAACAAGAAAGCGAGCAUGAGGAGGAGACAACUCUGAGAAUUUUGCCAAGCGGAAACUUGGGGCGAGGCAUCCGCAAGAGUAACACCCCCCAGCCCCCCCCCCCCCUCACAGAGAUAACAUGUCCAGCAAGUGUUCAGAGCGCCGUCCUCGCAGCUGGUGUCAGGCUGGCAGACAUCUCAUGCUGCGUCGCAGAGAUCUUUUAUCACCGCACGUCUCUCUCCGGGUUAAACCAGCCAACCACGAAUCGUCCCCUUUUUUUUGACUCUAUACCCCCCCCC
This is a messenger RNA of Pungitius pungitius (ninespine stickleback), 1302 nucleotides long. RefSeq names its product phosphatidylinositol-specific phospholipase C, X domain containing 3 (gene plcxd3). Gene Ontology annotation, molecular function: phosphoric diester hydrolase activity. The transcript has 7 exons. Bases 100 to 1026 code for a protein of 308 amino acids. Gene Ontology annotation, biological process: lipid metabolic process. Gene Ontology annotation, cellular component: synapse. The record is from RefSeq and is a predicted model, not a curated record. NCBI's taxonomy places the organism in Eukaryota, Metazoa, Chordata, Actinopteri, Perciformes, Gasterosteidae.